ACCCGGAAGUCACACCGCUGCAGGGACUGUGUCCUCCUCCCACUUUGCCCGGGAAGCUCCCUACUGACCAGAGUCCUAGGGCCCACCCGGUCCUCCUUCCUGGGCCCCCCUUCCUAGGUGCCCCUUCCUGAGCCUCACUGGCCCAUGGGGCUCCAAAGCGGCGGCAGGGGCCCGGCCCCGGGGCGGGCAGCCCGAGUGGGGCCGCGGAGCUCCGGAGGCCUGUGUGGCGCUGUCGCUGUGUUCACUGCUGUGGCCGCCGUGUACACCCACACGCUGCCCCCCUCGGUGCCGGGGGGAGACUCGGGGGAACUGAUCACAGCCGCACAUGAGCUUGGAGUUGCCCAUCCUCCUGGCUAUCCUUUGUUCACCUUGGUGGCUAAACUGGCAAUUACACUGUUUCCUUUUGGUUCUGUUGCCUACCGAGUCAAUCUUCUGUGUGGCUUAUUGGGAGCAGUAGCUGCCUCAUUCCUUUUUUUCACCGUUUUCAGGCUUUCUGGCUCAUAUGCUGGAGGAAUCCUUGCUGCGGGGGUGUUUUCAUUCUCUCGUCUAACAUGGCAGUGGUCCAUUGCAGCAGAGGUUUUUAGCUUAAACAAUCUGUUUGUGGGGCUGCUUAUGGCUCUUACUGUACACUUUGAGGAGGCAGCAACUGCACAAGAGAGAUCAAAGAUAGCUAAAAUCGGUGCUUUCUGCUGUGGCCUUAGCUUAUGUAAUCAGCACACAAUAGUACUCUAUGUUUUGUGCAUAAUACCAUGGAUUCUCUUUCGACUUUUAAAAGAGAAGUGUGCUCUGAUGCAGGAACUGUCCCUGGGGUCUUUGGUGACGUUGAGUCUGUACUUCUCUGCGGGUUUGCUGCCCUAUGUCUACCUCCCCGUCUCGUCCUACCUCAACCAAGCCCGCUGGACCUGGGGAGACCAGACGACGUUGCUGGGAUUUUUGACUCAUUUUCUCAGAGAAGAAUAUGGAACAUUCAACCUGGCUAAAUCCGAAAUAGGAUCCAGUAUGUCUAAAAUUUUAAUCUCUCAAGCAACAAAUAUGAGGACUGAACUCUCAUUCAACAUUCAAGCCCUUGCAGUUUGGGCUAAUAUAUGCUUAGUAAGAAAGGACAGACAGAAUGCAUCAUUAGUAUGGCUUUUUACUGGAAUGUUUUGCAUUUACUCAUUGUUCUUUGCUUGGAGGGCAAAUUUAGAUAUUUCAAAACCACUUUUCAUGGGUGUGGUGGAGCGGUUCUGGAUGCAGAGCAAUGCAGUGGUGGCCGUCCUCGCUGGCAUCGGGCUGGCUGCACUUGUGUCUGAGAGUAACCGAGUGCUGAACACCAAGGGUCUUCAGUGUCUGGAAUGGCUUUCAGCAGCUCUUUUUGUAAUUUACCAAAUAUAUUCUAAUUACAGCAUUUGUGACCAAAAGACCAACUAUGUGAUUGAUAAAUUUGCAAAGAACCUUCUAGCCUCUAUGCCUCCUGAUGCAAUUAUCUUACUCAGAGGAGAUUUGCCAGGAAAUUCUCUCCGUUACAUGCAUUAUUGUGAGGGACUGAGGCCAGACAUUUCACUAGUGGAUCAGGAAAUGAUGACUUAUGAGUGGUAUUUACCCAAGAUGGCAAAGCAUUUACCCGGUGUCAACUUUCCUGGGAACCGGUGGAAUCCUAUGGAAGGAAUAUUACCUAGUGGAAUGGUCACAUUUAAUCUUUAUCAUUUUCUUGAAACAAAUAAACAGAAAGAAACAUUUGCUUGCAUAGGAAUUCAUGAAGGUGACCCAACCUGGAAAAAGAGCUAUUCACUUUGGCCGUGGGGUUCUUGUGACAAAUUAGUUUCUUCAGAGAUUGUAUUCAACCCUGAGGAAUGGAUUAAACUUACAAGAAAUAUCUAUAACUGGACUGAAGAAUAUGGACGGUUUGAUCCAUCGUCUUGGGAAUCUGUGGCCAAUGAGGAGAUGUGGCAAGCAAGGAUGAAAACACCAUUCUUCAUCUUUAACCUGGCGGAGACUGUGAACAUGCCUGCAAAUGUGAAAGCUCAGCUCUACACUCACGCAUAUGACCUUUAUAAGGAGAUUGUCUAUUUACAAAAGGAACACCCAGCGAACUGGCACAAGAACUACGCCAUCGCCUGCGAGCGGAUGCUGCACCUGCGGGACCGAGGCGCGGACCCCGAGCGCUUGCUGUCGGAGACCAUCAGACACCUACGUCUGUACACGCAGAAGGUGCCGAGCGACCCGCAGCUGGCUGAUAUUUCAGUCGCUCUGAAGCACCUCAGAAAAGAACUGCAAAGUCUGAGAAAUAUGAAAAAUGUCUGAGACAGCAAAACGUGGAGAACCUGUUUGUCAUCCUGCUUCUAAAAUUUCGAGGUCCAAAACUUCUUCCUCCAAGAAAAGAAACUGGAUUAAAAAAUUGAAGACUAAGUCACUUCCCAGAUAGAAGUAACACAGUGUAGCAGUAGCUUUCUGGGGUGGGGGUUUAGUGACUGAGUUGUGCUAUUUAUGCAAAAUCUGUUUAUCCCGUGUCCCCAAAUUAGCAUUUCAGUGAGAAUCUUUUGAACAUUCCUCCUAUUUUCACAGUCUUUCACCUAAUAAUUUUGUUUGAUUAGAUUUUAAAAGAGAAUGGAUUCUAUUCAUAUACUUACAAUAUCCACUGUAAAUCUUCUAAGGGCCCUGCCUAUUGGGAUCAGUUUUGUAGAUUAAAUUCUUCAAACAUUAAUAUCAAACCAAAGACAUUUUCUGUUUCCUAAAAGUGAACUUUUUAAAAAAGAGUGAAUCUUGUUAUACUGCAAGUUAGAAUCUCUCUCUCUUUUUUUUUUUAAAGCUGUGAUUGUUACAUAAUCUCAUGCUUCAAGCUAACACCAACCGGGUGAUAUUUUGAAGAAAAUUGUGUUUUUAUUGUCUUAGGUAAUUCUCUGGAAGCACUGAAAAUAAAGCUAAUUCGUUGUUGCGUUUUUCAGUUGCAUAAACUGAUUGGCAAGUAAAAGGAUUUUGUCGUUCCUUAAUUAAUUUUAUAUUUGUGUUUUCCUUCUAUUUGGGCUCAUAAAUCUGGGCCCAAUAAUUAGUAGGCUCCUGCUGCCAAAAUGCAAAAAAGGGGGGGAACAGGGAUUUGAGGGGGGAAAUGGGGAGGUGGUUCAAUAAAUUCAUUUCUGUUACAAGCAUCUUUUAUACAUAUUACUAAAGAGAACAUAGUAAGAAAUGCAAAUAAUAGUUCUUUAUUUUAUUAUGACAGUUAAUUAAUAGCAACCUGUUUUAAUGAAUAAAGUCACUCAGAGUCCUUCAGCACUUCCUAAGUAGAGGCCCGAAUCUGUAGGGAUUCUUUCCCCCCCGAUUGUAUAGCUCCUAGACUCCGAGCACUAUAUAGGCCCCUGUAUAGAAAUGCUCACUAAUGAAGAGGGAGGGCUAGAAGCUUGUCUGCAUUCAAAGAUCACUGGUGAGUCAUUCAGCAAGAAAAGGCCCCUUACCAGGAAUAGUCACAGUUCCGUGGCAUUGUACUAGCAAAAGGGUCUGAUCAAAGGUCUCCUGUGGAGCUUGCAUGGUUCCCUUUCAUACUACGACCAUAAUUAAAACCACUAAUUCUCUUUUAAAAUGCUGCAGGAUGCCAUGUAGGCAUCUGUCUGGAGUGUCCUUUGUGAUGUCAUAAGCUGUUAAGGACCAGGGCCGAGGGCUUUUGAGUGAAAUGCCAGUCAUGAAGGUGCUUCAAGACAAGGGUGCCUCUAAAAGCUUGACAGGGCCUUGACUGCACAAUUCGAGCUGCAUUUGCCCCUUGUCAGCUGCCAGUAAAUAAAUCUCAAAGGGGGAAAAGCUGAAGUUUCAUUACCUGAUCCAUGGGGCUUUGUUGGUUUUGGCACCACACAGGGGAAGCUCUUGCCCCUCCAUUCUCUGGAUUUGAAGAUGUCCAUUGGAGCCUGCAGUGCCUGGACAGGGUUCAGAGCGGAACCUUUUGAAGAGUGUCAAUAGUUGUAACAGUUCAGCUGUUAGGAAGACAAAUAAAUGGAGGAGCUCAUUAAUCCGCUUUUGGCUCUCAGUGCCUUUUGCCCUUUUAUCACAGCCUUAUUAGGCUCCUACUCAUCUUGAACCAGAAAAAAAUGAAUUGAAGUUGUUGAGUACUAAUUGGCAAAGACUUUUAAUCACGGGCCAAGAACUUUCACUGACUUGAAAGUAACUUCUCCACAGGGAGGAACUGAAAACCUGGUUUACCUUAAAACAAAAACCUGUCGGAGUCCAGUGUGGCGUAAAAACUUAAGGAAGCAUUGAAAAAUUGUUGAAGUUGAUCCAUCUGAAAGAAAUUAUGUAAGAUUGUGAUUUCCGUUUUUCUUUUUUAAAAAGUAGAAUAAAAACCAUGGAAACGUUCCCUAGAAAUGCACUGUCUUUACUGGUCAGAGAAGAGAUCGCAUCCCUGAGAGGAUCGUGUUUGUUUCUGAACACCUGCACGCACAUGGUGGUGCCCUUCACCUGAGCAUCUGCGCAUGCACGUGGGGUUGGGGGGACCUUAUUAAAAGUAGCUCUUCCUACUUA
Molecule: messenger RNA, 4482 nt
Organism: Phyllostomus discolor (pale spear-nosed bat)
Lineage: Eukaryota; Metazoa; Chordata; Mammalia; Chiroptera; Phyllostomidae
Gene: TMEM260
Product: transmembrane protein 260
Exons: 16
Coding region: 145-2283 (712 amino acids)
Source: RefSeq, a predicted model, not a curated record